GCACCAACAGCACAUACCACCAUUCACUGCAGGCAGUAGCACCAACAGCACAUACCAUCAUUCACUGCAGGCAGUAGCAGCAGCACAUACCAUCAUUAACUGCAGGCAGUAGCAGCACCAACAGCACAUACCACCAUUCACUGCAGGCAGUAGCAGCACCAACAGCACAUACCAUCAUUCACUGCAGGCAGGCACCAACAGCACAUACCAUCAUUCACUGCAGGCAGUAGCAGCAGCACAUACCAUUGCCGCAGGCAGUAGCAGCAGCACAUACCAUCAUUAACUGCAGGCAGGCAGCAGCAACAGCAGCAGCACAUACCACCAUUCACUGCAGGCAGGCAGCAGCAACAGCAGCAGCACACACCAUUGCCGCAGGCAGUAGCAGCACGUAUCAAUCUUGCAGGCAGCAGCAGCACGUAUCAAUCUUGCAGGCAGCAGCAGCAGUACAUACCGUUGCUGCAGACGGCAACAACAGCAGAAGCAGGAGGCAUUCUUCAGGCAGGGACAGCAGCAGCAGCAGCAUCAGGAGCAGCAGCAGCAGCAACAGCAGCAAGGCGUGAUCUUUGGACAUCACCACAUGGACCACACACCUGGCUAGCCGCUCGGCAUUGAGUGCGUGUUUACCUGGCUGGCCACAUCGCUUCGCCGUGUCAAAGAAUGCAGGGCAGAGACGACGUGCCCUGGACGAUGAUGGCCGACAACCAAAUCAGCGCAAAGUCCUCACCAUCGCGGGUGUCAAAAGCGACGCUCACUCUGGAGCUCCCGUCUGUGGCAAGGCCCCCCAUGGAGCCGCCUGCCUUUGCCGUCGCUCCACGAAAUGCGCGGGCUCCGCUGGGCGCCACGGCGCGGUUUGACGGCAAGGUGAGAGGGAACCCCGAGCCGCAGGUGCUGUGGUUCAGGAAUGGGCAGCCGCUCGCAGCGGGGGAACACUUCCGCGUGGAACGAAGCUCCAGGGGCGCCUUCAGCCUGGAGGUUGUGGGCCUCGGGGAGGACGACUCCGGCAAGUACCUGUGCGAAGCGAGGAAUGAGGCCGGGACGAGGCAGAUCACGGUGGAGCUCAAAGUGGAAGGUUGUGAUGCAGAAAAAAAAUCCCUCGUGGCCAGUGCCAAGUUAUCCAGAUUUCCAAUUCCACCGGUGGAGAGCAGGCCAAGUAUAUGGGGAGAAAGCCCUCCGAAGUUUGUCAACAAGCCCUCAAGGGCUGUAGUGCGAGAGGGACAGGGUGGAAAAUUCAACUGCAAAAUCACUGGACGACCACAGCCCCAAGUCACCUGGAGAAAGGGAGACACAGAGCUGCACAGUGAUGGGCAUUUCAAGGUUUACGAGAAGUCAAGUUUACACUUUCUGGAGGUCUUGGACGUGAAAGAGGAAGACUCGGGUGUGUACACGUGCACCAUCACAAACUCAGCUGGGAAAGCAAGUGCAUCGGCUGAACUGAUCGUUCAAAUUUCUAAUGAGCCUCCAUCUGUUUUGAAACCUCAUUUGAAUGUUCAAAAAUCAUCCACUGAGUUGACUCUUCAGGUGACAAAUAAGAAAGAGAUCAACACAGAAGAGGCUGAAUCCAAGAAACAAACGAUGAAAGUUGUCACCCAAGAGGUGGUAGAGAGGAGAGAGGCAGCACCAAUGGAAUCCAACAAAACGCCAUCUGCUGCAAUGGAAAUGAAGAUGACAAAUGAGCAACUGUUAAGGAGUGCAGACAAAAUUAAACCAGCGUCCAUUGUGUUGCAGAAAACUGAGUUACCCGCACAGCCAGCUGAGAGGAAAUCAGCCUUCCAGAAAAUACAGAUAAAAUCUCUGGCUGUGAAAGAGACAGAGACAAAAGCAUCAAUACCGGAUGUGGUGAGGAGGAAAGAGAGCGGUGGAAAUGAAGGUGUUGCUGCUGAUCUGCCACAGGUCAACCCGGCAGGGCUAUCAGGGGUAGAUGUGAAGUCAACAGUGUCAAAAGAAAUGGGAAGAGGCGCCGUGGUGGCAGUAGCGACAGAGACAACGGAGCCACCGCCCACGGGGCUUUUUGAGAGAAACGAAGCAGCAUCUAAGAAGUUGCCAACACUUACGAUGACACAGAAGGACGCUGAGAGAAAGGUUGCCGUGCAUAAAGAAGUUGAACAGAAGCCACUUGAGAGAAAGAGGGUGGAGUCCAAAUAUGUCGCCCCAAAAGAUGUGGCAAACAAAAACGCCCCGGCAGAGAUGACGAUGACAGGAAUGGCCUUGAGGGAAGAGUCUAAGAAAGAAAACAGCAUAGGCCCGGUGUUCACUCAUCCUCCACAGUCCCGCGAGGUCACACAGGGUCACGAAGUCGCAUUCAGCUGCAGAGUGUCAGGAAUCCCAAAGCCAGCUGUAGAGUGGUCAAAGGAUGGCGUCGUAAUAAAAACAAGCGAGAGGUGGGAGGUCGAGGAGAACCAAGGUGGCCAUCAGUUGGUCAUCUUCGAUGUGCAGAAAUACGAUGGAGGCGCCUAUGCCUGCACAGCUAAAAACAGUGACGGGAAGGCAACAAAGGCCACCUUCACACUCAUUGUCAAAGACGCAGACCAGGCGCCCGGUUUCUCUGCCCCGUUGGUGGCAUGUGCUGUUGAAGAGCAACAGGAAUUCACUCUGGAGUGCCACGUGUUGGGGAAGCCAGAACCUUCGGUGACUUGGUUAAAAGAUGACAAGCCUGUCAACAGUGCAGUAAUGUCUUGCCGUGAUGGAUACUGCACUCUUUAUGUCGGAGCUGCUGGCGUGGACGACGGGGGCGUGUAUUCGUGUCUAGCUGAGAACCACCUUGGAAAGGCCUAUUGCAGUGCCACAGUGACAGUCCGAGAGCCACGGAGGAGGACGAGCCGCAGGAACGAGGAAAAGCCGGCGGUCAAGCAGUCGCCUCCCGUGUUUGUGAAGGGACUUUGUGACCUGCAAGUGAUGGACGGCAGCGAGGUCCAUCUCACUGUCAAAGUUGCAGCAAUUCCUCCAGCAGAGAUAGUUUGGCUGCACAAUGGAAAUGAAAUCAAGGAGUCGGAGGACUUUGUGUUGGAAAGCAAGGAUGACGAACACACCCUGCACAUUCAGGAGGUCUUUCCAGAGGACACAGGCUGCUACACGUGUGAAGCCUGGAACGAGGCUGGGCAGGCUCAGAGCCAGGCCCUGCUCACCGUGCAGGAGCCCCAGGAUGGCGUGCAGCCCUGGUUCAUCAGCAAGCCUCGGCCGGCCGAGGCGGCGCCGGGGCAAAGCGCUCUGCUGUCGUGCGCCGUCGCCGGCGACCCUUUCCCCUCCGUCUCCUGGCACAGGGACGGGCGACUGCUGUCGACGGGAGGCGACACCGUUCUGCAGCGGCAUGGCGACGUCUUCUCCGUGGUCAUGCACAACGUGUGCCCCGAGCACACGGGGCUCUACGAAGUCAGGAUCCAAAACACUGUUGGCUCGUCAAACUGCACAGUAUCGCUGGUGGUAAAGGAGGGUGGAGGCCCUGGCUCCGUACACCAAAGGUGGGGAAGAGACUCGGAGAGCCUUUGCUCCAGCACAAACGUUAGGCAGAGCUGCAGCCCGAGUGGAGAAAACCCUGAACAGCAGUGGGAAUGCAAGGGAUCCGAGCCCGAUCAGACAGACUUCCGAGGUGUUCUGCGCCGUAAGGUCCAAACAAAGGAGCGCUUGGAGGAGGUACAGAAACAGCAGGAGGCGGAGCAGAAAGACUUCCGUAGCGUCCUCAGUGGUGCGGCCAAGAAAUCGGGCUCUACCAAGCACUCGUCCGAAGAAGAGAGCCAACAAAGAGAGGCUGAGCAGCUGGACUUCCGUGGAAACCUUUCGCGACGAGUAAAGACAAAAUCCCUGUGUGAAGAAGAGAUAAAGGAACGCGAGGCUGAACAAGUGGAUUUCCGAGCAACAUUGGCCUGCAAGAAAGCCCCAUCGCGUAAGCCACCACCUCCGGCGCCAAAACCCAAGCAACCAAGUUUUCGCCGGAUACACCUACAGGAUUGCGGUGAUCCACCCGAGCAAGAGACAGAGCAGUGUUCGUCGGAGUCGUCUCACCCCGGUUGCUUCUCUGGCUGUGGGAGCAGCAGCCUCUGCUCCGAGUCGGAUCCACAGCACUGCCCAACGGAGUGCGACGCGCAGGACGGCCCCCGCUGCCAGAGUCGCCCGGCCUCGGCUCGCUGCUUGACGGAGUCUGCAGGCAGCGGAGGAGGAGGGAUGGCAUCUUCUAAGGGCUGUACGAAGGGUUCCAACGGGUGCUGCGAGACCGUGUCCCCCGGUGGGAUCUCCCGGGGGGGUGGCGGUGGCGGCAGUGGCGGCGACGAGCAGGCGCUGCCCGUGUUCACGGAGCCGCUGCGCGUGACACGGGUGCUGGACGGCGAGCGCCUCCAGCUGCAGUGCCGCGUGUCGGGGCGGCCUCCCCUCGUCGAGACGUGGAGCGUCGAUGGAAAAGUCCUGAAACCCUCCAAGUACAUCAUGAUCACUCAGAAAGGUGACCUUUGCUCUUUGACGAUUGAAGAGGUCCUUCCUGAGGAUGAGGGAAAGUACACAUGCUCAGUCGAAAACCGAGCUGGAAAAGCACAGACAUCGGCCAUGGUCUACAUAGAUGAUCCAGCAUGUUUAGUCAAGCCAACAAUAUCAAAACUAAAAACCAACGAACCCAAAACUCAAGUCAGUGCAGUCGAAAAUGAUGGACCAGUCAUUCCGAAAAAGAAACCCACUCCGAAGAUUUCUGCUAAACCAGAUGCAAAGCAGUCUACAGCGUGUGCACCCCAGAUCACACGCUUCCCUGAAGAUAUGAAGGUUCGAGCUGGUGAGAUGGUGGAUUUAAUGUGCUCCUUUGAAGGCACGCCGCCCAUCAAGGCUUCUUGGCUGAGGUUCAAAAAGGAGAUUGCUGCGGGUGGGCGGCUCAAGAUCGAGACGAAAGACGCGAGCAGCAGGCUCACCAUUUCCUCGUCCCAGCACAACGACUGCGGGUGCUACACGCUGGUGCUGGAGAACAAGCAUGGGAGCACCCAGGCGCUCGUCGGGGUCACUAUCGUCGAUAAACCAGAGCCUCCCGCGGGCCAACCGUGCGCCUCGGACAUCAGGGAGAACUCACUGACGCUGUCGUGGUACGGCCCCACCUACGACGGGGGCAGUCUCGUGCAGUCAUACACGGUGGAGGUGCAGGGCGAGGGGGAGAGCCGGUGGAAGGAGCUGACCUCCACGUGCCACAGCACCUCGUACAGCGUGCAGGGCCUCGACCCGCAGAAGCAAUACAAGUUCCGCGUGCGUGCCGCCAACAUCUACGGCAUCAGCGAGCCCAGCCAGGAGUCACCGCUCGUCUCACCGGGCAUCGUCAAUGCAGUUAAAGCAGAAGAGGAGUUUUCAGACGAUGAUGAAAAGGAAAAUGAAACUCGUGAUUACGGACACGUUUCAAUCAAUCCAAACAAGAAAUUAAACGAUAUCUAUGAUGUCAAAGAACGCCUCGGGACGGGACGGUUUGGACAAGUUUUCAAACUGGUGGAAAAGAAGAGUGGGAAAACCUUUGCAGGGAAGUUUAUAAAGGCCCUCACAGCAAAGGACAAGGAAAGCAUUCAUCAAGAAAUUGCUCUUAUGAACUCGUUGCAUCAUCCCAAGCUGGUCCAGUGUGUUGAUGCAUUCGAGUCAAAAACAGAUAUUAUCAUGGUCUUGGAACUGAUUUCUGGCGGGGAGCUUUUUGAGCGCAUCAUCGACGAGGACUUUGAGCUGACAGAGCGAGAGUGCAUCAAGUACAUGCGGCAGAUCGUGGAGGGGGUGCAGUUCAUGCAUCGGCAAGGAAUCGUGCAUCUGGACCUCAAGCCAGAAAACAUCAUGUGCCUCAACCAGACCGGCAACCGCAUUAAAAUCAUCGACUUCGGGCUGGCUCGCAAACUGGAAAAUGUCAAGAAUCUGAAGGUCAUGUUUGGAACACCAGAAUUUGUGGCACCUGAGGUCAUAAACUACGAGCCCAUUGGAUAUGCUACUGACAUGUGGAGCGUGGGUGUCAUCUGUUACAUACUCGUCAGUGGUUUGUCCCCAUUGAUGGGUGACAAUGACAACGAAACCCUGGCAAACGUCACAUCGGCCACGUGGGAUUUUGACGACGAGGCCUUCGAUGAAAUAUCUGAAGAUUCCAAAGACUUCAUUAGUAACCUUCUACAGAAAAACAUGAAGGAGCGUCUGACUUGCACACAGUGUGUGGAGCAUCCCUGGCUGCAGAUGGACACAGAGCACAUGGCAGCCAAGAAGCUCUCAAAGGAGAGGAUGAAGCGCUACCUCACCAAAAGGAAGUGGCAGAAAACUGGCAAUGCUGUACGUGCACUUGGGCGACUUUCAUCUAUGGCGAUGCUGGGGAUUGGUGGUAAACGAUCUUCUGGUGUGUCUCCUCCCAGCCCAAAAUCUCCGCCUGCCACUAACGAUGUAUCUGUGACACCAGAUUCACCAACAGUGAAUCCACUCAGCCGCGUUGCAGAAGAAAAAUCGAAAACGAAACCAUACUUCAGCAAGAAAAUGAAAGAUGCCAAAAUGGUGCCAGGCUCUUCAGCUAGGUUUGAGUGCAAGAUUGAAGGUUACCCAGACCCCGAGGUUAUCUGGUUCCGGAACGGGCAGCCUAUCAAGGAGUCGCGUCAGCUCCAGAUCGAGUACGACGAGGAAGGCAACUGCUCCCUCAUCAUCACGGAUGGCUCGGAGCUGAACGGCUCCACCUUCAUUUGCAAAGCCAUCAAUGGCCUUGGUGAGGCCACGUGCUCUGCACGUCUUCUCGCCAAUAAAUAACAAAAUGAGUGGCACAACGAGCAAUAGAAAUAGUAACACUGAAAUAAUGGUUGAAAAACUACGAUUUUAGUUAUUUUAUCCUCUCACCACAAACACGCUGAGAAAAAAAUUGUUAAUAUAUUUACAGGCAGUUUAAAUAUAUUUCUGUUAAGGUAUGCAAGGCCAUUAUUUAAAGCUUAAUGAAGAAUGUACACAAAUGAUGUGUUGGUAAUGUUUUGAGUUAAUUGCGUAAUUGCUUUUUUUUAUAUAAUCAAGCGAUAUUGCCCGGUGUAAUGCGUUUGUAUCUAAUGUUUAGACCACUUAAAGAUGGAGAUUUGCAGGUGUUUUUCCAUCCGUAUUGGCUUGUGGUUUCUACAACAUUAAAAAGUAUAAAGCAGAUUAAUUAUAUUGCUAAAAAAUUGACUUUAUUUUGCAACAUGUUUAUGAGAACAACUAAAAUAGACUGUAGAUAAUGUUCCAAAAUGGAGUUUGUCGUUUUAAUGUUAUUUUUACAUUUACAUUGUUUGUAUCUUCAAAAAAAAGUACCCGAAAAUUUUCAAAUACCAUGUGGAGAUAAUUGGGUAGAUUAUUUUAAGAAUAUUGUGUACACAAUGCUACUAAAAGCCAUACACAUUUAAUUGUGGUCCAAAGUUAAAACGAAAAAAAUACUUUUGUAUCUUCUAUAUUUGGCUCCUAAACAUGGUUACAAAAAUCAUAUAUAUUUGUACAAUAUCUCUUGAGUAUUAUUUUCUGUAAUGCACACAUAAAUGAACUAAUGCAGAAAUAAAAAUCAUUCUCGUUCUAUAAAUUGUAUCAUUGAGCAUCAACUUGUAAAACAUGUAUGCAUUCCUCUGUUUAAUAAAUGCACCGUGUCAUUAUAA
This is a messenger RNA of Lethenteron reissneri (Far Eastern brook lamprey), 7574 nucleotides long. It is a transcript of the gene MYLK, whose product is annotated as myosin light chain kinase. Gene Ontology annotation, biological process: protein phosphorylation. The record is from RefSeq and is a predicted model, not a curated record. NCBI's taxonomy places the organism in Eukaryota, Metazoa, Chordata, Hyperoartia, Petromyzontiformes, Petromyzontidae. Gene Ontology annotation, molecular function: protein binding; ATP binding; protein kinase activity.